Paracoccidioides brasiliensis Pb18 is the source of this 291-nucleotide messenger RNA. RefSeq lists its product as uncharacterized. The record is from RefSeq and is a predicted model, not a curated record. The transcript has 2 exons. Bases 1 to 291 code for a protein of 96 amino acids.
AUGCCAUUUGUAGAAGUGGAGAGGAUCGACUGGCGAUUGACGGAGGAGACGACCCGGGUCCUUGCUAAGGAAGCCCAAAAGAAGGCCCUCUUGGAUGCAAUUGAGAAGGCUGCUGUUUACGCAGAGGUGGCUGGCCGACAAGUUUUUUCUGGUGGUCAGGGAGGAGGAGGAGGAGGAGGAGGCACGGGCAGCAUUGAUUUGGAGCCGCAGGAGAUUGUUCUAUCCUCUUCGAUCAAGACGAUAUUCGCCACGACAGAAUGGAAAAAGCCAAUUUCCCUCUCCCUCUACUGA